Molecule: messenger RNA, 3710 nt
Organism: Gadus morhua (Atlantic cod)
Lineage: Eukaryota; Metazoa; Chordata; Actinopteri; Gadiformes; Gadidae
Product: NLR family CARD domain-containing protein 3
Exons: 6
Coding region: 1-2835 (944 amino acids)
Molecular function (GO): protein binding
Source: RefSeq, a predicted model, not a curated record
AUGUCCGCCUUCAACCAUUUUAAAGCUCAUUGCAACUGCAAAAAGGGAUGUCAAGUCUGGAACACAUCAUCAACCGAAAUUCAUAAAAAACUAAUUAUAUGCUUUCUAUUGUCUUUACGUUCAGUAAAUAUUUCUGCCGUGUGCCAGCAUGAGCUCAAGACUCACCUGAAGGAAAGGUUCCAGCAUGUGUAUGAGGGAAUCGCUGAAGCAGGUCAGCCAUCACAGCUCAAUCUGAUCUACACAGAGCUCUUUGUCACCGAGGGAGUCAAUGGAGAGGUCAACAAGGAACAUGAGGUCAGAAUGAUUGAAAAAGCUUUCCGGGAGUCAGUAAAGGGUGAAAAAACAAUCAAAUGUGAAGACAUCUUUAAACGCUUACCUGGAAAAGAUCAUCCAAUCAGAACGAUAAUGACAACUGGAGUGGCAGGCAUUGGUAAAACCUUCUUAACACAAAAGUACACACUGGACUGGGCAGAAGGCAAAGGCAACACCGACAUAGACUUCAUAUUUCACUUCACUUUCAGAGAGCUAAAUUUACUGAGAGAGAAAAAAUUUAGCUUGGUGGAGCUUCUUCAUCACCUAUUCAUUGAAACUAAAAGAGCAGGAAUCUGCAGCUACGACCAAUACAACGUUGUCUUCAUCUUGGAUGGUCUGGAUGAGUGGCGACUUCCUCUGGACUUCCAGAACGAAAUCUGUACCGAUGUCAACAAGUCUUCCUCGCUCGGUGUGCUGCUGACUAACCUCAUCCGAGGCAACCUGCUUCCCUCCGCCCGCAUCUGGAUAACCACGCGCCCUGCGGCAGCCAAUCAGAUCCCUGCUGUCUCUGUUGACAGGAUGAUAGAGGUGAGAGGUUUCACCAAACCAAAAAAGGAUGAGUACUUCAGGAAAAGAUUCAGAGAAGGGACGCUGGCCAGCACAAUCAUCUCCCAUGUCAAAGCGUCACGAAGCCUCCACAUCAUGUGUCACAUCCCACUCUUCUGCUGGAUCACUGCUUCAGUUCUGGAGCACAUCUUGACCACAUGCAAGAGAAGAGAAGAGAUGCCCAAGACCCUGACUGGGAUGUACAUCCUCUUCCUGAGGGUUCAGUCCAUACGGAUGGGCAGGAAGUAUCGUGGAAGGGCUGAAACAGAUCCACCCUGGACACCAGAGAGUAGGCAGAUCAUUUUGUCUCUGGGAAAAUUGGCUUUUAACCAGCUGGCGAAAGGCAACCUGAUCUUCUACGAGGCAGAUCUGGCAAAGUGUGGUAUUGAUAUCAAAGCCGCCUCACAGUACUCAGGAAUGUUCACCGAGAUCUUUAAGGAGGAGUGUGGACUGUACAAUGAGAAGGUCUUCUCCUUUGUCCAUCUGAGCAUUCAGGAGUUUCUGGCGGCGGUUCAUGUCUUACAUUCCAUCAUCAGCUCUGGUAUAAAUCAGUUUACAGGAUCUUCUAAACUAAGCAAGGAAUAUGGGGUCCAACUCCUACACCAGAGUGCUGUGGACAAGGCCUCCGAGAGUGAGAACGGACACCUGGACUUGUUCCUCCGCUUCCUCCUUGGCCUCUCUAUGGAGGAAAAUCUGAUUCUCCUACAAGGCCUGCUGGAUCACACAGAAAUCUGCCUGCGGAGCAAUCAGGAAACAGUUGUGUACAUUAAGAAGAAAAUAAGUGGAGAUCCCUCUCCAGAGCGAUGUAUCAACCUGUUCCACUGUCUGAAUGAGCUGAACGACCAAUCUCUAGUGAAGGAGAUCCAACAAUACCUGGCAUCAGGAAGACUCUCCAGAACUACUCUCUCCCCUGCUCAGUGGUCAGCUCUGGUCUUCAUCUUACUGUCAUCAGAAGAGGAGCUGGACGUGUUUGACCUGAAGAAAUACACUGCUUCAGAGGAGGGUCUUCUGAGACUGCUGCCAGUGGUCAAAGCCUCCAAAACAUCUUUGCUGAUCAGCUGUAAUCUGUCAGAGAGAUGCUGUGAAGCUCUGGCCUCGGUUCUCAGCUCUGAGUCCUCUAGUCUGAGAGAGCUGGACCUGAGUACCAAUGAUCUGCAGGAUUCAGGAGUAAUACUGCUCUCUGCUGGACUGGGGAGUCCACAAUGUAGACUGGAAACUCUCAGGUUGUCUGGCUGCCUGCUCACACAGGAAGGCUUUGCUUCUCUGGCCGCAGCUCUGAGCUCCAACCCCUCCCAUCUGAGAGAGCUGGACCUGAGCUACAAUCACCCAGGAGACUCAGGGCUGACACUGCUCUCUGCUGGACUGGAGGGUCCCCACUGGAAACUGGACACCCUCAGUGUUGACCACGGCGAGGUUUCGAGGCUGGAAUCAGGUUUGAGGAAGUACGCCUCUGACUUCACAUUGGACCCAAACACAGCCCACCGUGAACUCUCUCUCUCUGAGGACCAGAGAAAGGUGACCAACGUUGAGGAGCAGGAGGGGUGUAAUGUCUCCAGACAGGUGUUGUGUGGACAGGCUCUGACUGGCCGCUGUUACUGGGAGGUAGAGUGGAAAGGGGAGGUUUAUAUCGGAGUGGCGUACAGAGGAAUAACAAACCAAGGAAAGAGUGAUGGGACUUGUCUUGGAUACAAUGACCAGUCCUGGAGUCUUUAUUGUUUUGGUGAUCGGUUCUCUGCCUGGUACGACAGUAUAAGGACAAGGAUAAGCUUCCACUGCUCUAAUAAUAACAGAGUAGGAGUAUAUUUGGACCGACCUGCUGGCACCCUGUCCUUUUACAGUGUGUCCCCAGGUGUAGGAGGGCCCUCAGACACACUGACGCACAUUCACACCUUCAAGUCCACAUUCACUCAUGGCAACCUCUUUCCUGGGUUUGGGUUGAACCGCUAUGGUUCCUCAGUGUCCCUAUGUCGGCUCUAGUUAGCCCACACACACAGACACACACUCACUCACUCACUCACUCACUCACUCACUCACUCACUCACUCACUCACUCACUCACUCACUCACUCACUCACUCACUCACUCACUCACUCACUCACUCACUCACUCACUCACUCACUCUUUGUUAAAUCUGAUUAUAUAGAAUUAUUUCAGUUAGGGACAUUUAUUUUCAUAUAGUGAUCAUUGAGCUAUAUUCAUCAAUCUAAUUCAAAAGUUUAUAUUUCUUUUCUAUCAAACUGCUACUUUUUUAUGAUUUGAGGCAAUGUAAUAAAUUGAAAUGGUGUUGAAUUUUUUGCUCUUAAAUAAACAUUAAUUAAACUAGUUUUAAUUGUUAGAUAAAGAAACUAACACUUGUUAUUCAAACAUUUAAAUGAAAUACACUGUAGCGACCCACGGGGCUGCGUCGUCAUAUUGGUUAGCGCGCAAAGGGUCUUUAAGGCAAGGCAAGGCAACUUUAUUUAUAUAUCACUUUUCAUACACAAGGCUGACUCAAAGUGCUUCACAUAUAAACAUUGUCAUACAAUAAAAUAAAAUAAUAGGUAAGUAAAAGAAAAACAUAUGCAAAAAAUAGAAAGUUAAAAAGGCAUUUUAGUAUUAAAAUAGAAAAUAAAGGCAAAGUUAUUUAUCAGAAAGCUAUAGCAAACAUAAAAGUCUUCUUUAAGAGUUUUGUGUUUAGGGGAUUUUACUGCGUAAAGUGUUCUGAUUGUUUUGUUGUUUUGGUUCAUGGUUCCGUGACACAGACCAUUGUAAACUGACUGACGAUGUAGGACCUUUGUUCAAAUGUAUAUUCUGUGUUUAAAGUGGGUUUAUGUGUAUCAAAAUAAAAGUAACCCCCGGGGGUCAUGCGUUUUA